UUCCCCAUUAAACACCCGACGAACAAGAACCCUAGAAUUCGCCUCCUCUUUCCCCAAUUUCCCAAAUUAAAAUUUUUGAUGGCGGGAUAGAGAUUUCUCCAAUGUCCGCUUUGUCUUUCAGUCUCUUUUAGAAUUCAUCACUAUAGGUUACUCUCUCUCCGUUCCAUUGCUUCUGGAUUUCAUUUUCUUUAAGUUAUCGUCUUGUGUUCAGAAGUCUCUCUAAUUGUCAUUCUUCAUGUCCUGCGAAUUUAGGGUUUCACGAAUCAGAGGAAGUUUGAAGCCAUAUUGGUAAUCAUCUCAUAAGCUAAGAUGUCGUCAUCACCUUUUCCAAUCUUGGACAACCGACCAAUUGAUAAGUGGAAGGUUACGGAAUUGAAAGAAGAGCUUAAACGAAGGAGGCUAACAACAAGAGGCUUGAAGGAGGAAUUGGUUAGGCGUCUAGAUGAAGCCCUUCGUCUUGAACAAGAAGAGUCUGAGAGAAUCAACAGUGCUGCUGUUGCUGCUGCCGAGAAAGCCAAUCAAGAGGCUCAGAUGUUUUCCUUUACUGGAGGCAACAUUACACCAGAUCGUAAGCAAACCACUCCUGUUGCUCCAUUUGCAGCGGCAUUCAGCAAUGAGACAACUCCAGUUACAGCUGAGAAGCCCCCAGAACCAACUGAGACAAAGACAACAACUGAAGCUUCAGCUGCGGUUGAGACAACACCACCCCCGGUGUUUUCAGAACCAGAGGUUAACACAGUGCAAUUCGCUAGUCACGAAGAUGAAAAAGUUGAUGAUGUUAGAGGAGACAUAGCUGGUCUUGGUAGUUCAGCGAGUGAGCAUAUUAUUCACAACUCUCAACCAUUUAGUGGAGACAUAGCUGGUCUUGGUAGUUCAGCGAGUGAUCCAUUUAGUGGGUUGGAUGGUGGGGGUUCUAAGGCUCAACCAACAGAGGCAGUGCUUGAAAAUUCUGCUAUGUACAACCAGGUAUCUGAGGUCAUCCCCGUUACAGGGUUUGAGGUAAAAUCUGAUUGUAUUUCUACUGAUUCUGUGUCAAAUAAUGAAAAAAUAGAACUAAAGGAUAACAAAAUUGCUGAUAAUGUCAAAUUAGAACAAAAUGUUAAUAAGUCUCAAGAACCAUCAAAAGUCGCUGCCGAAUUGCAUCCAAUGGAUGUUGAGGCGCCACUUGAGCAGAAGAUAUCUGUUGGAGGUGGAGAUGACAGCAAUGCUGCAAACACAGAUAUGACCAAAGAUAAUAAUAUUAUCGAUGCAGGCGACUCAGAAAAGUUGAAUUUAGAUAGAAGUUCUGGUGAUGAGUCUAUGGAGGAUGAGCCAGAGACAAAGCAAACCGAGUCAGUUACAUCUGAUGAUAAGAGUGAGAAAAUUGAAAUGCUUUCUAAGGAGGAAACCCGUGCUGAUAUGGAUGCUGGGAAAGGGAAAGCCACUGAAAAUAAAAACCAUCCACUGGUGGCUUCUGACAAGAGAAAGCUUCCUGCUAAUGAUCAAGAAGCUGUUGGAAACAAUGAGCCUGCAAAGAGACGCCGAUGGAACUCUGAGAGUAUUAAAAUUCCUGAAGCACAGGCCAAUAAUAGCGCUGCACCCACUACAACACCAAGGUCGACUGGUCUGAAGCGCGACUUCUCAAGAUCUGACUCUUCGGUUAGUGAGGAUGGACCCAAGGAACGUGUGGUUCCUCCAUCUCCCAAGGAGCCUACAAAUUCCCUCAGGAUUGAUCGUUUCCUAAGGCCGUUCACAUUGAAAGCUGUUCAGGAGCUUCUGGGUAAAACUGGAAACGUCACUAGUUUCUGGAUGGACCACAUUAAGACCCAUUGCUAUGUAACAUAUUCCUCUGUUGAAGAAGCUGCAGCAACAAGACAAGCCGUGUAUAACCUGCAGUGGCCACCUAAUGGAGGCCGCUUUCUGACAGCUGAAUUUGUUGGACCAGAAGAAGUGAAAGCAAAACUGGAAGCUCCCCUGCCUCCUCCUCCUCAACCUCAACAUCAGACACAGGCCCAGGCUGCUUCCCGGCCACCUCCAACUGCUCUUCCACCACCACCACCACCUCUGACCAAACCACCUCCGGUCGCAGAACGUCUUCCUCCACCUCCUGCUCUAGCCCCUGAAGAACAGGAACCUCCCAUUGUCACUCUUGAUGAUCUUUUCAAGAAGACAAAAGCAAUCCCUAGGAUAUAUUACUUGCCCUUGUCAGAGGAGCAAGUUGCAGCCAAACUUGCAGCUAAGAAUAACAAGUGAUAUUGCCUGGUUUGGGGGAUUUGAGGUCAUUAUUUUCGUAGCAGGCUGUUAGGAAUUUAGCUCAGUGCGGACAAGAGUUGAGAACUUUGUUGAGUUUGGUUUGUUAUUUUUACUGUAGAACGCAGGAGAAGACUCUUCUUAUGUUUAGUAGACUUUGGUUUGAACCUUUGAUGACCGAACAGAGUUGCUUGGUACUGUGUGUUGUGGACCUCUUCUUCACCAUUUUUCUUUUACCUUUAUAUGAAUAAUCCAAUAUCACCAAA
Molecule: messenger RNA, 2495 nt
Organism: Capsella rubella
Lineage: Eukaryota; Viridiplantae; Streptophyta; Magnoliopsida; Brassicales; Brassicaceae
Product: apoptotic chromatin condensation inducer in the nucleus
Exons: 6
Coding region: 310-2232 (640 amino acids)
Molecular function (GO): nucleic acid binding
Source: RefSeq, a predicted model, not a curated record